CCCGGUUUGAAUGCGGGCGGUUGCGGCGCCGCCUCCGGAGCUCGCAGGGCCGGAGCCAGGGCGGCCUCGGUGCCUGGGAACGAUGAAGGAAGAUGCGAAGGUGAUCCCGGUGCGAGUGGCGCUGCGCUGCCGGCCCUUGGUGCCCAAGGAGAUCAGCGAAGGGUGCCAGAUGUGCUUGUCCUUCGUGCCCGGGGAGCCGCAGGUGGUCGUGGGUAACGAUAAGUCGUUCACUUAUGACUAUGUGUUUGACCCUUCCGUUGAGCAAGAGGAGGUCUUCAACACAGCUGUGUCCUCUCUCAUACGAGGCAUCUUCAAAGGGUACAAUGCUACUGUGUUAGCCUACGGACAGACAGGAUCUGGGAAAACAUACUCUAUGGGAGGUACUUACACUGCCAGUCAAGAGGAUGAGCCCAGUGUGGGAGUCAUCCCACGGGUAAUCAAGCUGCUAUUUAAGGAGAAGGAACAAAGGCAGGACUGGGAAUUCGUCCUCAAAGUUUCUUAUCUAGAGAUCUACAAUGAGGAUAUUCUAGACCUUCUGUGUCCAUCAAGAGAACGGCCUUCUCAAAUCAGCAUACGGGAAGACCCAAAAGAAGGCAUAAAGAUUGUAGGCUUAACAGAAAGAAAUGUCACUUGUGCCGAAGAGAUGGUAUUCUGCCUAGAGCAAGGGAAUAAUUCCAGGACAGUGGCUUCCACAGCAAUGAAUUCCCAGUCCUCGCGGUCCCAUGCCAUCUUCACCAUUUGCAUUGACCAGAAGAAGAAAAGUGACAAGAACAGCAGUUUUCACUCCAAGCUACAUCUGGUUGAUCUUGCUGGCUCUGAGAGACAAAAGAAGACCAAGGCUGAGGGAGACAGACUAAAAGAAGGUAUCAACAUAAACAGAGGUCUCCUCUGCCUGGGGAAUGUAAUUGGUGCACUUGGUGAUGAAAAUAAAAAGGGGGGUUUUGUCCCCUACAGAGACUCAAAGUUAACAAGAUUGCUGCAAGAUUCUCUGGGUGGGAACAGCCACACUCUCAUGAUUGCCUGUGUAAGCCCAGCGGAUUCCAAUCUAGAAGAAACCCUGAAUACUCUGCGUUAUGCUGACAGAGCAAGAAAAAUAAAGAAUAAGCCAAUUGUCAACCGGGACCCUCAAGCAGCUGAGUUACAUCAACUAAAGCAGCAGGUUCAACAACUGCAGGUGUUACUACUGCAGGCCCAUGGAGGGAUCCUCCCAGUGUCUAUCAAUAGCAUGGCACCUUCUGAGAAUCUCCAGUCCCUGAUGGAGAAGAACCAAUCCCUAACAGAGGAGAAUCAAAAGCUGAGCCAAGGGCUGAGUGAGGCUGCUGGGCAGACAGCACAGAUGUUGGAAAGGCUCAUUCUGGCAGAACAAGAAAAUGAGAAGAUGAAUGCCAUACUAGACCAACUUCAGCAACACGAUGUAUGCAAGCUUGAUCUACAGAAGCUGGUAGAGAAUGUAGAAGAUGAAGAGCUAAAAGAAAAUAUUGAGGUGAUUCGCAAUGUGCAGCAAGUUUUGGCUCAGUUGCAGAGUGAAAGUGCUGCCAGAGCAGAAGCUGCUGCAGAGAUGGCAAACUCUGGACAGGAUGCUACAGCCGAAGCAGGAAUAGGAAGGAAUACCAAGAGAUCCUCAGAUGACUUCACAACUCAACAUGCCCUCCGUCAAGCACAGAUGUCCAAAGAGCUGCUUGAAUUGGAUAAAGUCCUGGCUCUGAAAGAGGCACUUGCCAAGAAGAUGACACAGAACGACAGUCAGCUGGAGCCCAUUCAGUCCCAAUACCAGACUAAUAUCAAGGAUCUGGAAUCUGAGGUCAGCAGUUUGCAAAAAGAAAAGGAGGAGCUGAUCCUUGCUCUGCAGAUGGCAAAGAAGGAUGUCAACCAAGCCAAACUUAGUGAACGGCGUCGGAAAAGACUUCAAGAGUUGGAAGGACAGAUCAGUGAGCUGAAGAAAAAGCUGAAUGAGCAGUCAAAGCUCUUAAAGCUGAAGGAAUCUACAGAACAUACUGUCUCCAAGCUGAACCAAGAGAUCAGGGACAUGAAAACACAAAGGGUACAGCUGAUGCGCCAAAUGAAAGAGGAUGCUGAGAAAUUCAGGCAGUGGAAACAACAGAAGGACAAGGAAGUAAUCCAGCUGAAAGAACUGGAUCGCAAGAGACAAUAUGAGCUCCUGAAGCUAGAGCGAGAUUUUCAGAAGCAGGCCAAUGUACUUCGGCGUAAAACGGAAGAGGCAGCAGCUGCUAACAAGCGUCUAAAGGAUGCUCUUCAGAAACAACAGGAGGCUGCAGAUAAAAGGAAGGAAAGUCAAAAUCGGGGAAUGGAAGGAGUUGCUGCACGAGUAAAAAGCUGGCUUGCAAAUGAAGUAGAGGUUCUCGUUAGUACUGAAGAGGCUCGGCGGCACCUUGCUGACCUUCUGGAGGACAGAAAGAUCUUGGCACAGGAGAUACAUCAGCUUAAAACAAAGAAAGAGUCUGGGGAAAACCCACCUCUAAAGUUACGGAGACGCACCUAUUCCAUCGCAGAUUUGCAGGCAUCAGAGACGGACCUUUCCAUAGCGAAGCAGAUAGAAAGCCUGGAGACUGAGAUGGGGCUCAGGAGUGCCCAAAUAGCUGAUCUGCAGCAGAAACUCUUAGAUGCUGACAAUGGAGAUCGUGUGAAACAGCGCUGGGACAACAUUGCAACAAUUCUAGAAGCUAAAUGUGCUUUGAAGUAUCUCCUUGGAGAGCUGGUCUCCUCAAAAGUGCAAGAAAGCAAGUUGGAGAGUAGCUUUCAGCAGUGCAAAGCCAGCUGUUCAGACAUACAAAAGAAGCUGACUGAAGAGCAAAACCACGUAGCAGAGAUGGAGACUGAGUUCCAAAAUCGGCUUUUGCUGCAGGAACAACAGCACCAGGAAAAGGUUCUGUACCUGCUUAGCCAAUUCCAGCAAAAAGAAGCAGCAAAGAAGCAAUUGGAAGAUUCGCUAAAUGAGCAGGAGAAACAGCUGCAAGAGCGACUUAGGUUCCAGGAGGAAGAGCUGGAGAAAAUGAGGGAGUUCUGUGAGAAGAACCAAGAACUUCUCCAUGAAAACAACACUCUUAAACAGAAACUGAUGCUCCUCCAAGUUGCCAGUGGACAGAAGCUCCAUCGCAUUCGGCAAAUGGCAUCAGAGUCCUCAGAUUCUUCUUUCGAUUACAUUCCACCCAAGCCAAAGACUCGUCGCCAGACGACAGCAAAACCCCGUGCACAAGCCUCAGAAAUGAACGUGGAAGAGCUGUUCUCUGAGUCGGAGUCUGGGGAGGAAAUGGAUGAUGCAGACUGGAUUCCAGUAAAGGCGGUUAAAGGAACAAAGAGAAGCACAAUGGGGUGCUCCUGCAAGGGCCGGUGUGGAAACAGGCAGUGUGGCUGCAGGAAGCAGAAAGUGGGCUGCACUGAAGGCUGUAGCUGUGACCCUGCCAAAUGCAGAAACAGAGACUCUGGCUUUCUGGAUGCUGCACAGCGUGAGGACCAAGGAAGGGGCUCUGAAGGCUUCUUGAAACCUGAAGACUCCACUGUAGUGACUGUGGAAGAGACCUUCUUUCAGCCUGUGUGUGUCACACCACCCACCAAGGUCCUGAAACCCAUCACAGACCAAGAGUUGUUCCUGAAGAAGGCCAGCAACGCCUCUUCCAUGCUCACAACCGAUGAGGAGUCCCAGGAGAACCAGAUCCUGCUUGUGAAGAGAAAGAAGCGAAUGCUGAGCAGUAACACCAGCUUCUUCUCAGGUUGUACCCCUAUCAAGGAGUUCAACUGAGGAGCCCACAGGUGCAUGACUGGCCUGGCCUGUGUUCCUGCAGGCCACGUCACUGGUGACUUAAAAAAGUGGAGUCUUCUUAGAUUGUGUCCUGUCCAGUUCUUUGUGAGUAUUUGUAUGUGUGGCUCUGGCAUUUCUGCAGUGACUGGAGUUGAUCUGAUCUGGGUCCCUCUUUCCAUCCUGAGCUGUGAACAGGUUGGGUACAGUUUAAUCCGUGAUCUUGACAGAAUCUUGCCUUUGCACUGGAAACCUGGCUCCUGUCCUCUAAUCCAGCCCGAAGGGCUGUCCCAGGCUGCUGGAGGUGCUGUCUGUAGUCUUAACCUAGAGAGCAGGCUGGAAACAGUGUUUCUGUCCCUUUGGGGCACUGGCCUGUCAUUGUUAAGUGAAGCUGGAACCUUGCUCUAGCUGUCUGUGAAUAUUGUGAUUUUACCUUGGUAGCUGUAAUAAAGUAACUACUAAAACCUGA
Messenger RNA from Melopsittacus undulatus (budgerigar), 4223 nucleotides. It is a transcript of the gene KIF4A, whose product is annotated as kinesin family member 4A. The transcript is spliced from 31 exons. Lineage: Eukaryota; Metazoa; Chordata; Aves; Psittaciformes; Psittaculidae. The record is from RefSeq and is a predicted model, not a curated record. Gene Ontology annotation, molecular function: microtubule motor activity; microtubule binding; ATP binding. The coding region runs from base 11 to 3757 and encodes 1248 amino acids. Gene Ontology annotation, cellular component: microtubule associated complex. Gene Ontology annotation, biological process: mitotic spindle organization; microtubule-based movement; spindle elongation.